Messenger RNA from Manihot esculenta (cassava), 513 nucleotides. RefSeq lists its product as uncharacterized. The record is from RefSeq and is a predicted model, not a curated record. Bases 1 to 513 code for a protein of 170 amino acids. Lineage: Eukaryota; Viridiplantae; Streptophyta; Magnoliopsida; Malpighiales; Euphorbiaceae. The transcript is spliced from 2 exons.
AUGGCCACAUGGCUUUGGCUAGAAGAGAAGGGUUAUCCCAACGUGGUUGUGAAGAUGGUGGAUUUAUCAUAUGCUUUGGUGAAUGCUGUAGCUGAUGAGGCUGUUUUAUGCCUGAAAUGUCUAGAAUCCAACUCCCUUCCUCUGUUGCUUAAUGGUGGAAUCCCUCUUAAUGCUAGAAUUAUGGAAAAGAACAUUUGUUUGGAAGUGUUUCACCAUAACAAAUUCUCUGCAAUAAGUGGGAUAAAGAAUUUUCUCACCACUGUUUGUGCUCGUAUUUUUACGGAUAUCUUGCAGCGUGUUUUAGCAACAACAUCAUCAGCACAAACAGCCCCUAAUCAGCCUCUCAUCAUUCCUGGUUUCCCGCAUCCAUUAUUUCCAAUUUACAUGUUUUUGCCGAGAUGUCGCCACUGGAUCAGGAAACAGAACUUGAGGAUCAUUGGUCAUGGUAGAAGUGAGUUCCAGUCUCUGAUCACCACCUAUAUAGAUUAUAAUGCUGUUGGAGGACUUCUGUAA